AUGGCGUCCUCCUCCGAGACUAUCCGCGUCGGAUUCAUCGGCGCCGGGAUCAUGGGCGUGCCGAUGGCGAAGAACCUCCUCAAGGCUGGCCACGGCGUGACGAUCUGGAACCGCACCGCGAGCGCGUGCGACCCGGUCGUCGCGGAGGGCGCGACGCUCGCGGCGUCCGCCGCGGAGGCGUGCGAGAAAUCCGACGUGAUUUUCGUCAUGGUGAGCGACCCCGCCGCCGCGCUCGCGUGCGCGGAAGCCGCCGCGCCGGGCCUCUCCGCGGGCAAGGGCUACGUCGACGUCUCCACCGUGGACGCGGCGACGUCCACGGAGAUCGCCGCCCUCGUCCGCGGCACCGGCGCGAUGUUCCUCGAAGCCCCCGUGAGCGGCUCGAAGGCGCCCGCGGAGCAGGGCGCCCUCAUCUUCCUCGCCGCGGGCGACCGCCAGCUGUACGACCGCGUCGCGCCGCACCUGGAGGUCAUGGGGAAGGCGCACUUCUUCCUCGGCGACGUCGGCGCCGGGGCGAACAUGAAGCUCGUCGUGAACAGCGUCAUGGGGAGCAUGAUGGCGUCCUUCGCGGAGGGGUUGACGCUCACGGAAAAAGCCGGGCUCGAUCGAGAGACGCUCCUCGAGGUCAUCUCGCUCGGCGCCAUCAACACGCCGAUGUACGCGCUCAAGGGGCCGAACAUGAUCAAGGGCGCGUUCCCGCCCGCGUUCCCGCUGAAGCACCAGCAGAAGGACAUGCGCCUCGCGUUGGAGCUCGGGGAGAAGUUGGACGUCACGAUGCCCGUCGCGAACGCGGCGAACGAGAUGUAUAAGGUCGCGCAAGGGAAAGGGAAGGACGACGACGACUUCAGCGCCGUCAUCGUCGCCCUCGAAAAGUGACCACCGACAGCGUGACAGGGGGCGAAAGCGCCCGCGCAGACGCGUUCUCGUUGUAUUAAACCGCACGCGUGAGCGUGUGGAGAUUCUCACAAAAA
Molecule: messenger RNA, 968 nt
Organism: Micromonas pusilla CCMP1545
Lineage: Eukaryota; Viridiplantae; Chlorophyta; Mamiellophyceae; Mamiellales; Mamiellaceae
Exons: 1
Coding region: 1-873 (290 amino acids)
Molecular function (GO): NAD binding; NADP binding; oxidoreductase activity, acting on the CH-OH group of donors, NAD or NADP as acceptor
Source: RefSeq, a predicted model, not a curated record